Molecule: messenger RNA, 1414 nt
Organism: Glycine soja
Lineage: Eukaryota; Viridiplantae; Streptophyta; Magnoliopsida; Fabales; Fabaceae
Product: probable galacturonosyltransferase-like 4
Exons: 1
Coding region: 78-1130 (350 amino acids)
Cellular component (GO): Golgi apparatus
Molecular function (GO): glycosyltransferase activity
Source: RefSeq, a predicted model, not a curated record
UCUUCUUCGCUAUAUUCUCUGACCCAGGAGGAUUGUGUUGAGGACAAGCAAAUCAACAUACACGACAUUCCGACAGGAUGGUCUUUCGGAGCUCCACCUCCCUAAUUGGCCUCCUGUCCCUCCUCUUCCUCCUCCUCCUCCUCCCGGCCGCCUCCUCCGCCAUUCGCCUCGGCCUCGUCCGCCGUCCCUCCCCGGAGCUUCCUCUCUUCCGGGAGGCCCCCGCCUUCCGCAACGGCGAGGAGUGCGGCUCCUCCCCAGCCGACACCAUCAACGUCGCCAUGACCCUCGACGCCAACUACCUCCGCGGCACCAUGGCCGCGGUCCUCUCCAUUCUGCAACAUUCCACGUGCCCGGAGAACCUGGCCUUUCACUUCCUCUCCGCCCAUGACGACGCUCCCGAACUCUUCUCCAGCAUCAGAUCCACCUUCCCUUACCUCAACAUGAAAAUUUAUCGCUUUGACUCCAACAGGGUCCGCGGCAAGAUAUCCAAGUCCAUUCGGCAGGCCCUGGACCAGCCCUUGAAUUACGCCAGAAUAUAUCUCGCCGAUACCAUACCAGAAGACGUGAAACGCGUCAUAUACUUUGAUUCUGACCUGGUGGUGGUUGACGACAUAGCCAAGCUUUGGGGUGUUGACAUGGAAGGAAAACUGGUGGCUGCGCCGGAAUAUUGCCAUGCAAACUUCACGUUGUAUUUCACGGAUAAUUUUUGGUCGGACCCGGUUCUGGCCAAGACGUUCGAGGGAAGGAAGCCGUGCUAUUUCAACACGGGGGUGAUGGUGAUGGACGUGGACACGUGGAGGAAGGAGAGGUACACGGAGAAGGUGGAGGAGUGGAUGGCGGUGCAGAAGCAGCAGAAGAGGAUCUAUCAUUUGGGGUCUCUUCCGCCGUUUCUGUUGGUUUUGGCAGGGAACAUAAAAGCGGUUGAUCAUAGAUGGAACCAGCAUGGCUUGGGCGGAGAUAACUUUGAAGGAAAAUGUAGGAGCCUGCAUCCUGGUCCCAUUAGUUUGUUGCAUUGGAGUGGGAAGGGUAAACCCUGGUUGAGGUUAGAUUCUAGGAAGCCAUGCAUCGUCGAUCAUCUAUGGGCUCCUUAUGAUCUAUAUCGCUCGUCUAGACACUUUUUUGAAGAAUAAAACCAACGGGGAUUCAAGAGAAUUCUUUCUUUCUUUCUUUCCUUAAGUUUUCUAACUCAAAUUUGGCUGACCAGAAAGGAACUAGCUAAAACCUCCAUCAUCGUAGCCAAGCACUGGAGUUGUAAAUUCAUUUUUUCCUUCCUUUCUUGGGUUCAGUAUUCUUUUAUUCUUUUGGUUCGUAGUGAUCUUAGAAGCAUCACAAUAUACAAAUGUAAAACUCAGAAAAUUGUGUAUUGGUUGGGUUAAUGCUAACAGUACAACUUUUAAUUUGCAAAACUAUGCGU